Messenger RNA from Neurospora crassa OR74A, 2319 nucleotides. RefSeq names its product 60S ribosomal protein L22. Bases 829 to 1209 code for a protein of 126 amino acids. The transcript has 3 exons. Gene Ontology annotation, cellular component: ribosome. Lineage: Eukaryota; Fungi; Ascomycota; Sordariomycetes; Sordariales; Sordariaceae. The record is from RefSeq and is a predicted model, not a curated record. Gene Ontology annotation, molecular function: structural constituent of ribosome; RNA binding. Gene Ontology annotation, biological process: cytoplasmic translation.
CGUGAGGUUCUCUAUGUGGGAUGUGCGCGAUGGACACGAUAUUAGUCAUUGAAGGUUCAACGAUUUGAGCAUUGAAAACAUCACAAAGCAGAGUUGAUGAACAGGUAGGAAACUUGAUCCCCCUCCCCAACGGGUAAUACCAAGAACCCAUGGCUCCACAACAGAACGGCCCUUGAAAAUCCAUAUCACAUGCCAUUACUUGUCGAGGAAGAAAAGACAUGUGUUUGUUUCCUGACUUCGCAAAACAAAAGAUACCUACAGUCGCUGACGGCCAUCAAAACCUCGCAAGCCGAGUGUUCGACGUCGACCGACAGUAUGGACCACUAACAGGCAGCCCGAUGACUUGAUGAGAGGUUGCCAUCAAGACAUGCGAUAUCUCAAGAUGCUCCAGUUCAGGCACGCAAAGAAGUGUGAAAUCAUGGCCCGCAGCGUAGGAGAGAACUGUACCUUCGUCAGAUCUAGACCCGAGAGCAAGCACGGAUGGGAUAUGGAAAAUCGGAGUUUGACGUGAUCGACAGGGCGGUGGGAAGACAAAGCUGGCCGGACUUGAUGGGCCGAACUCCCCACUUGUCGCCGAUGCGGAGCCCCGUGCACCGGUACGCCAAGCCCCGCCUUCUGCCUGCCGACGGAGCCCUAAGAUUUUGACAGGCCUAGGCCACACAUUUUGGUCAAAAUUUUCCACCCAGCGUGUUGCGACCUCCACUUCACCACUUCCGUCCACCAAACCCUCAGAACCCAACAAAAGGCGCAGGAUAUCCAACCUCUUUGCGUCCUUCUUUCGACUUGUCCUUUGUCAACCCACAAGCACAUCUCCAUCCCGUCGACGCAAUGGCUCCCAUCACCAAGAAGUCUGCCAAGGGCAAGGGCCCCAAGGUCACCAAGAAGUUCGUUAUCAACGCUUCUCAGCCCGCCAGCGACAAGAUCUUCGACGUCUCUGCCUUCGAGAAGUUCCUCACCGAGAAGAUCAAGGUUGAGGGCCGCGUCGGCAACCUUGGCGACGCCAUCAAGAUCUCCCAGGUCGGUGAUGGCAAGAUUGAGAUCGUUGCCCACAACGAGCUCUCUGGCCGCUACCUCAAGUACCUGACCAAGAAGUUCCUCAAGAAGAUGCAGCUCCGUGACUGGCUCCGUGUCGUCUCCACCUCCCGCGGUGUUUACGAGCUCAAGUUCUUCAACGUCGUCAACGACGAGGCUGAGGAGGAUGAGGAGUAAAUUCGAUAACCCAAGGGAAAUUCUGGAGAUUUGAGGUUAUCUGGCAGGGAAUACCAUAUGAUGGACGGGUGUGCAUUGUGCUUAGCGGGAAACCGGGUUCAAUGAACACAUGUCAAGUCGCCUCCUUGUGAGGCAUGGCGUUCUGGCCAAGCCUAUUUUCGUCUCGCCCAUGCGCAUAUGACCAUGUGAACUCUGUAACAUUGCCGGUUAAUUGUGCACCAUCUAUAACGCCUCCGUUCUAGGAGUAUCAUACCCAAAUGCCAAAAGUAAAGAGACAACCGAACGCCUAUGCGCCGCCAUAACCUCUCGAGGUAUAUCACCACAACCCAAUGUCCGACCUCGGUAGCACUUCCGCUUACCCAGGCAACGACCUCAUGACGCCCUCAAACACCAACAGUGCCAUCGCAUUCGCCGGGAAUGCCCUUAAGAAGCAAGGCAAAAACCCGCGCCAGUAUCCCUUCGCACCAUUCUCCCUGUAAACCGCCACCGCGGCGUCCCUCCACCUCGGGAACCUCCUGACGCCAUCACCGAGCCCUCCUCCAAGAUUAUCCGUCAUGAACCGUUGCUUCACAACAUCGCUCGGGUAACUAGUCAGCCAAAACACUUGCGCGCUCAGCCCGCCCGCCCAGAAAUUGAUAGCCGGUGUGCUCAUCUGCGUGUACUGCUUCAUCCACCUGCUGAACACAUCAUACGUGCCCCACCAAAAGAAGAAGAAGCUGCGAAACAAUAUCGUCGCUCCCAAGCCGUGAUACACGCCCCUGAUACCGUGGUGCGUGUACACCUUUUUGAGGCAGUCAAUGGGGCCCUUAUACAUCCUCUCCUCCUUACGCGCCGCGUACUGGAUCUGCAGUCUGGCUUUCACGUGUUCCACGGGCGCUGCAAUGAAGCUGACCGUCAUGCCCGCCAGAAUACCCGCCAACCCGUGGCCAUGCGAAGGCAAGGGUUUGGCGGGGUCGUGCAAGGGGUGCCAGGGCGGGUUGAACAGGUUGUCGCGCAAAAGGCGGCGAUAGACAGUCAAAGAGCCGAGCAUAACACUGUCCAUGAACAUCCAGCCGACCAGUGGCGGGCUGGCGCCCUUGUAGAGACCCAGGAUACCUUCGUUGCGGAUGG